AUGGUAAGUGUGGGAGUCAGCACAGAGCCCUGCCAUACCAGGUGGGAGGUAGAGACAGAUGAAAUUGUCCUACAGCGGAGGCAAAAGCAGAUAGAUUAUGGCAAGCGCACACCUGGUUACCAGUGCUUUCUGCAGCAGGUCCCCAAGACACAGCGACAGCCAGGACUUCACCCUCAAACACCAAACAAAAAUAGGAGGUACAGUCGCCGCUCCUGGGAUGCCCAGAUCAGGCAGUGGAGAAGAGCCCUACAUUCCUGGGAUCCCCCCAGCCAACCUCUGCAGGGCACGGGGGCUAAAGGGCAGGGAAUGAAGAGUCUCUUAGAGCCAGUGGAUUCCUCCCUUUUGAAUAACCUCCUGGAUGACUGGUUCCAACCCCUGGAAUCUUCACAAUAUGGAUGGAGACCAGAGGGAGCCCAGGUAUUUGCAGACUUGGUGGCUCCUGCCUUCUCCCUUCCCUGGCUCUGUGAAGAAGAUCCCCACCACUGGUUCUACUUUCUGGCUGAUCACAGUUACUUAUCUGUCCCAGACUUGAGUGAGGCACAGAAUAUUUAA
Molecule: messenger RNA, 552 nt
Organism: Rhinolophus ferrumequinum (greater horseshoe bat)
Lineage: Eukaryota; Metazoa; Chordata; Mammalia; Chiroptera; Rhinolophidae
Product: oocyte-specific histone RNA stem-loop-binding protein 2-like
Exons: 5
Coding region: 1-552 (183 amino acids)
Biological process (GO): mRNA transport; mRNA 3'-end processing by stem-loop binding and cleavage
Cellular component (GO): histone pre-mRNA 3'end processing complex; cytoplasm
Molecular function (GO): histone pre-mRNA stem-loop binding; mRNA binding
Source: RefSeq, a predicted model, not a curated record